Molecule: messenger RNA, 1077 nt
Organism: Trematosphaeria pertusa
Lineage: Eukaryota; Fungi; Ascomycota; Dothideomycetes; Pleosporales; Trematosphaeriaceae
Product: homoserine acetyltransferase
Exons: 1
Biological process (GO): L-homoserine metabolic process
Molecular function (GO): homoserine O-acetyltransferase activity
Source: RefSeq, a predicted model, not a curated record
AUGAAAUUCAAUACCUUCUUCCUACCACCCUUUAUUGCAACGCUGCCAAUCAUCGCCCAGGCAUCCCAAACGCUAAGUUGGCCAACCCCGGAUCACGACAGUUUCGUGAUCUCAGACUUUGCUUUUGACUCUGGCGAAAUCCUUAAUGAGCUCGAGCUUCACUAUCAGACGCUGGGCGAACUAAAAGUCAAUCCAGAUGGCACCAACAACGCCGUCCUUAUCCUGCACGGUACCACGGGAUCAAGCGAGCAGUUUUUCAACGAUGAUUUUGCAGGCGCGCUAUUCAACCCCAACCAGGCCCUGGACGCGCAAAAAUACUUCAUUGUUCUUCCUGACAGCAUUGGACAUGGAAACUCGAGCAAACCCAGCAACACCGGGCUCCACGCCAGGUUCCCAAGCUAUCAAUAUGCCGACAUGGUCCGCGCGCAUCACCGCCUUCUCACCGAGCAUCUCGGGGUCAACCACACGAGGCUGGUGCUCGGGGUCUCCAUGGGCGGGAUGCACACAUGGAUGAUGGGCGAAAUGUACCCAGAUUUCAUGGAUGCGUUAAUGCCCAUCGCUUGCCUACCUGCGCAAAUCGCUGGCCAGAAUCGACUGUGGAGGAAGUUCAUCAUUGAGUUAAUCCGGUCUGAUGCAGCAUGGAACGGAGGCGAUUAUCAAAACCAACCACUGGUGAGCCUUGCAGGCGCGCUAUCGCUUGUGCAAACGAUGUUUUCCUCGCCGGUUUCCUACCAGGCUCAAUACCCCACUCGAGAUGCGAUGGAUCAGUUUGUCGACGAACUUCUACCCCACGUGCCGGAUUACGAUGCCAACGACCAGCUAUACGCUUGGAACUCGUCUCAUCUUUACAACCCUGAGCCCGAUCUUGGGUUGAUCAAGGCGCCGUUGACCGCGGUGAAUACGGCCGAUGAUAUGAUGAACCCACCCGAGCUCGGAAUCCUGGAGCAGGCAGUUGAGCGCAAAAUGCGACGGGGCGUGGGCAAGGCAAUUGUGUUGCCGGUCUCUGACGGAACGAUUGGGCAUGGGUCUUACAUCAAGGCCAAGCUUUGGGAAGAUGAGCUAGCGCUUUUGCUAUCU